GCGGGGCGACGUCCACGUGGCACCCUGGGAAACUGAGAACAAGAUCGGGACAUUCUCUCGUGUUUCGAGAACAACACCAUAGUCGGACGAGACGAGUAUCGACGAGGCGCUAGAGGCGCUAUGGCGGCCGUCGUCCAGACGAACACGCCGGCAAAGGCGCCCGCCGAGGCAUCACCCUGGAAGCCUCGUCUGCUCUGGCGCGGCUCGUUGGUAUUGGCCGAUGGGACCGCGCUCCCCGGCGUUGCCUUUGUCUCGACGUGCCAGCCUUACUUUGCCUCUUCUCCCGCUGCGCCAUCUUCUUCUUCCCACGCAGACGGAGCACAGAGGAAGGACGCGUCCACGAUGACACGGGAGCAGGAAGCCGAUGUGUGUCUCUCAAUCGAGAUGGUCCGACACGCACCCUUACCCAUCCUUGACGUGGUCCCUUCGUCGUCCGACCACGACGACCCAAGUGCCAGUGUAUCGUUCACCUACCAGAUUGGGACAGGCAUGCGCGCAUACAUCGAUCCAAAGUGUCACUCGACAGUGGCUUAUUUCGAACGCACCUUUUGCUACCCUUCAUCCGAGAAGCCCAUCUGUAGACUUGAAUUUGCAACAAUAGACGAUUCUAGUCAUAGCGAGAGCGGAAAUGCAAACGGUCAGAGAGAUAAACGUUGCUGGACCCCACUUUCAUCAUGAUGGGAAGGGCCAGUAGUAAUUGCAGAGUAGUAGGAACGACGUGCGCCGACGACAGAGAUGACUAGAAAAGGGGGGCAGGGAUCGGCAUGGGAACACGACCAGGUGUAUAAGGUGACGUGGAAGGAUGAGCAAGAGGGAGGGGGAAGGGGAGGAAGUGGUAUCGAUCA
Acaromyces ingoldii is the source of this 845-nucleotide messenger RNA. RefSeq lists its product as hypothetical. The record is from RefSeq and is a predicted model, not a curated record. The transcript is spliced from 2 exons. Lineage: Eukaryota; Fungi; Basidiomycota; Exobasidiomycetes; Exobasidiales; Cryptobasidiaceae. The coding region runs from base 121 to 678 and encodes 185 amino acids.